Molecule: messenger RNA, 1509 nt
Organism: Calypte anna (Anna's hummingbird)
Lineage: Eukaryota; Metazoa; Chordata; Aves; Apodiformes; Trochilidae
Gene: ANHX
Product: anomalous homeobox
Exons: 10
Coding region: 1-1509 (502 amino acids)
Biological process (GO): regulation of transcription by RNA polymerase II
Cellular component (GO): transcription regulator complex; nucleus
Molecular function (GO): RNA polymerase II cis-regulatory region sequence-specific DNA binding; DNA-binding transcription factor activity, RNA polymerase II-specific
Source: RefSeq, a predicted model, not a curated record
AUGAAAGCUUCAUAUUUGGAUUUGUAUGGCCGGAAGGGCUUCCAACAUGACAUAAGGAUGAAGUGGUUCAUGGCCAUGUUAAACAGGAAUAAAACCAAGGAUCCCCCACCCACCAAACUGCUGGAAUUUGCAGAACAGCUUUGCCAAGACCUCCAAAACUCAUCUCCUAGUCUGGAGAAGCUGGUUGGGGCCAUGAUGGGAUGCAAACACAAGAUGUAUUUUCUCACUAACAUCCACGUUGUUCGAGCUUGUGUGUUUGUUCAUACCCAUAAUGGGCAGUAUGACACAGCCUGCAGACUCCUGGAGUGUUGUGAGGCAAAAGAGAAGGAGGAGCUGGUGCAACUUUGGCAUGAGAUUCACUACCAGAGGUUUAUGGAGGAACACCACACAGAUUUUCUGACACCUCUGCAGAAAUUCCGUUGCAGGAAGAGGAAUCCACCACCUAAUUCCCUUUGCCCUGAAGGUUUGAAGAGUCGGAACUAUUCGGAUGAAGUCCGACAGCAACUGCACAGGUUUGCUGCAGAGGUGACAGCAAAUCCCAAUAAGGAGCAGAGGGAGGGAUUGGCCAGGAACUUGAACCUGCAGCCAACUCAGGUCUAUAACUGGUUUGCAAAUUAUCGGCGACGUCACAAAUCCUGCCUUGCUCAUACGAAGAAGCUCAGCAACUCCUGUCCUGAGAGGGAUUUGACUUACCACACACAGGUGCAGCAGGAGAAGGGAUCCUACACUCCACAAACUGCAGAUGGAUUUUGUGUAGGCAUCAGCUCUGAGCAGAUGGAGAUAACCCACCUGCCCUGUGACCCAGGAUGGGAGCAGUCAGCUGCAGAUCUGGAUAAGACUCCUGAAGGAACUUAUUUAAAGAUGUUGGAAUCCAGCUUUAUGCAGAGCAGUGAGCUGUAUGAAGUGAGGACAAGCAAGGCUUUGUUCACCCCUCACAACACCAACCAACCUGUAGCUUUUUGCACUGAGGCUAUGCUGGAACCAAGAACCUGCUUUAACCCUGCUGUCCUGCAGCCCUGGGCAGGAACAAGCAGCUCUGAUGCCAGCCCCCAGCUGGAUAACUUUGUCCUGUGCUCUUGUGGGUCCUUUACCAUCCCAGAUGAACAGCUGGCCAUGUGGCAUGCCCCUUCUAUCCUCAGGGGACCGUCUGGUUCCAUGUGGACUCCAAGUGUAGAAGCAGGUCUCAGAGCUCCCUUGGUGAGAGUCCCUCAAGGUGGCUGUAUUGGGGCCAGUUCAGGAAGAAUCAUUCAGCAGUCAGAUUUAGAUGUUGAAAGCUUCAUCUUUAGUGAAGGACAGCUAGGGACCCUGGGAUCUGAUCCUCCCCACAGUUCCUGUCAGACAGUGUUUGGCAAGCCUCAGUGCCCACCCGUUUCUGCACCCUGCAUGGAAGAAAGCCAAACCCUGGGACAAAGCCAGGUCCUGGAGGAUCCAGUUGGUGACCCACUAACCAGUGACACAUUCUGGGCAGCAUGGCUCCUCGUUGAGUUCUCAUCAGGGGGACGAAUGUGA